This is a messenger RNA of Thermothielavioides terrestris NRRL 8126, 1903 nucleotides long. RefSeq lists its product as uncharacterized. NCBI's taxonomy places the organism in Eukaryota, Fungi, Ascomycota, Sordariomycetes, Sordariales, Chaetomiaceae. Bases 271 to 1812 code for a protein of 513 amino acids. The transcript has 2 exons. Gene Ontology annotation, molecular function: double-stranded DNA binding; ATPase activator activity. The record is from RefSeq and is a predicted model, not a curated record. Gene Ontology annotation, cellular component: transcription factor TFIIH core complex; transcription factor TFIIH holo complex. Gene Ontology annotation, biological process: nucleotide-excision repair.
CAGCAGCACAGCAGAGCCGCAGCAGCAAGCAGAGACAGACAAGGCUGCCAGCCAAUCCUGCUCAUCGCUGACUGCACUCCUCCCCGACACCAUCAAUCCUUCCUCCUCUCACACCACGGCUGCCCGCCCAUGGCGGCGUUGCGGCUUGCGGCACCUCGACACUGCGAUCGCCAGCAAACAUAUGGCGGCAUCGGCGAUGAUAAUAACGACAAAAUAGUCCUGACGGCCUAGUCUGCUGCGCAGCAAACGGGCGAAGCCAAAAAAAGAAAAAUGUCGGUCGCGCCGCAGUCGUACCAGCUCUCCGACUACCUGGAGAAGCUGCCCGGCACCACUUUCCGCAAGCUCUACCAGCAGCCGUCAACUGCCUUUGCCAUCUUCCGCCGCAUGCUGCCGCCCUUGGCCAAGAUCUUUGUCCAGGCGCUCCUCUACAUGCCGUCGCCCCUGCUGCUCUCCGAGCUCGAUGUCUGGGUGCGUCCCGAGGCCAAGAUGCACCGCGACCGUGCCCUUUCGAUUCUGCGCUCUCUGCACAUUGUCCAGAUCUCCCCGCCCGGCAAGGACAAGCCGCAGGAGAUACAGCUCACGACAAAUUUCAAGAACAGUCUGCGCCUGGCCCUCGAGGGUGGCGGGACACACAACAGCUUCGGCGUGCCGAGCACCCUGCCCGUCGACCCCCGGAUCGACAUCGCCCACCUCGACCAGUACGCCCGCAAGAAAUGGGAGGACAUCCUGCACUACGUCGUGAAUAGCGUGCCCGUGCAUGCCGAGGGAGGAGGCGGGGGCGGCUCGGGCGGCGGCCCCAAAGCCAGCGUCAAGGACUUACUGCUAGCAGGACGUCUGGUCGAGCGAAGACCCGACACAAGAGGCGGCGUCGCCAUCACCCAGGCGGGCUUCACCUUCUUGCUCCAGGAAGCCAACGCCCAGGUCUGGACGCUGCUCCUCCUCUGGCUCGAAGCCGCAGACCACUCCAAGGCAGCAGCAGCAGCAGCAGGGGACCACGCCAAAGGGGCGGCGAGCCAGGGAAAGCCCGACAGCAUCGACAUGCUCUCGUUCCUAUUCAUGCUCGCCUCGCUCGAGCUAGGCCGCGCCUACGACACCGACUCGCUCACCGAGACGCGGCGCAACAUGCUCCCGGCGCUCGUCGACUUCGGCCUGAUCUACAUCCCGCGCGAAGACACGCGCCAGUACUUCCCGACGCGCCUCGCCACGACGCUGACGAGCUCCGCCUCGGCCCUGCGCUCCGUCUCGUCGGGCUUCUCCGCCGCCGCCGCCAACAACCCGGGCGACGCGGCCAGCCUCGGCAUGACGCCCGACACGACGCCGACCAAGGGCUCCCUCAUCAUCGAGACCAACUACCGGCUGUACGCCUACACGUCGUCGCCGCUGCAGAUCGCCGUGCUGGCCCUGUUCACGCAGCUCAACAUGCGCUUCGCGGGCAUGGUCACGGGCCGGCUGACGCGCGACUCGAUCCGCCGCGCCAUCAGCUUCGGCAUCACCGCCGACCAGAUCAUCAGCUACCUGGCCUCGCACGCGCACGAGCAGAUGACCCGCGCGGCCGCCGCCGCGGGGCGGCCCGUGCUGCCGCCCACUGUCGUCGACCAGAUCCGCCUGUGGCAGCUCGAGAACGAGCGGAUGCGCACCACCGCCGGCUUCCUGUUCAAGGACUUCGACUCGCCCGAGGAGUACGUCUCGCUGAGCGGCUACGCCGAGGAGAUCGGCGUGCUGGUGUGGAAGAGCGACCGGAAGCGCGUCUUCUUCGCCAGCAAGUUCGAGCAGCUGCGGGACUACCUCAAGAGUCGGAAGAAGGCCGAGUGAGCCUUGUUUUGUUUGUUUGUUUGUUGUUGUUGGCUUCCAAGCAGGGGCAUUAUCGGCUGGGACACGAGGGCUAAGGCGUGGGGGGUUCAUU